Molecule: messenger RNA, 2519 nt
Organism: Camponotus floridanus (Florida carpenter ant)
Lineage: Eukaryota; Metazoa; Arthropoda; Insecta; Hymenoptera; Formicidae
Exons: 3
Coding region: 42-2519 (825 amino acids)
Biological process (GO): DNA integration
Molecular function (GO): nucleic acid binding
Source: RefSeq, a predicted model, not a curated record
CAUACGCAUUACGACCCCAUGUAAAGGCAGAGUUAGAUAGAAUGCAAAAAAUGGGUAUUAUUGAACCAAUUACCGAACCUACGGAUUGGGUUAGUCAGAUGGUUAUAGUAAGUAAAAAAGAUGGAGAUUUGAGAAUUUGUCUGAACCCUCAACCGUUAAAUAAAGCUAUUAAGAGGGAACAUUAUAUGUUUCCUACUAUGGACGAAAUUGCAGCUAAAUUGGUGGGAGCUAAAUAUUUUUGUAAGUUAGAUGCACAAUCGGGAUUUUGGAUGAUACCACUUGAUAAGAAUAGUUCUAAAUUAUGUACGUUUCAAACAGCUUGGGGAAGAUAUGCUUUUAAGAGGCUACCUUUUGGAUUAAAUUGUGCUCCAGAAAUUUUUCAUAGAAUUAUUUCACAAACUUUUGAAAAUAUUGAGAAGGUGGUUUCCUUUCAGGAUGAUAUUCUACUGUGGGCAAGUACAAAAAAAGAACUGCAUAGUGUUCUAAUUAAAGUAUUACAAGCAGCCAGAGCACAAGGCAUAAAGUUUAAUCCAAAAAAGUGUAUUUUCGGUACAGAAACGAUUAGUUUUUUAGGUCAUAAAUUUUGUCAUAAAGGAAUGUCGGUGAGUCAAGAAAAGAUCAAAGCAAUUAAAGAAAUGAAAGAUCCCACAAAUAAACAAUCACUUCAAAGAGCCCUGGGAAUGUUUAAUUAUAUGUCAAAAUUUAUUCCAAAUUACUCAGCAAUUUGUGCCCCUUUAAGAGAUUUGUUAAAAAUAGAUAAUGAAUUUGUAUGGACUGAUAGUCAAAGGAAGGCAUUUCAGUUAUUAAAAAAACUAAUUACUCAAGCCCCAGUGUUAGGAUACUAUGAUCCUAAUAAAAAGUUAACGUUAAGUGUAGAUGCAAGUUCGAUAGGAUUGGGGGCUACAUUAAUUCAAGAGGGUCAGCCUAUUGCAUAUGCAUCACGAGCAUUAACCGAAGUACAAACAAGAUAUUCACAAAUAGAAAAGGAAUUAUUGGCAAUAUGCUUUGGGGUUGAGAGAUUCAGACAAUAUAUCUGGGGACGAGAUGCAAUACUAGUGGAAACAGAUCACAAACCUUUAGUAGGAAUUUUCAAUAAGCCAUUAUACAAAGUUCCAACGCGAUUACAAAGAAUGAUGUUGAGACUUCAACCGUUUCGUCUGACCAUUAAACAUGUUCCAGGCAAAUAUAUGUACAUUGCGGAUACAUUGUCCAGAGAUUUUUCAAGAACUAGUUGUGAUAGUAGUGAUAGUCAAAAGGACUUUGAUGAAGACAUAGAAAAGCAAAUAGCAAUGCUAAUUGAAAAUAUACCGGUAACAAAGGAUAAUUGGAAACUAAUUUCACAAGGUUAUCUAGAGGAUUCGUUAUUAACAAAAGUAAAACAAUACAUUUUGAAAGGAUGGCCUACAAAUUAUAAAGAGAUUGAGGAGAAGGUGAAACCGUUUUUUGAAUUCAAAGAGGAGUUAGUGGUCAUUAAAGAAAUAAUCUUUAGAGGGGAUAGGAUUUUAAUUCCAACAGCCUUAAAAAAAUACAUGCUGACUAAGCUGCACACAGGUCAUCCUGGCAUAAAUAGAAUGAUCAAAAGAGCUGAAAUGACGAUGUAUUGGAAAGGAAUAAAUCAGGACAUAAAAAAAUAUGUGAAGUCGUGCAAAAGUUGUCAGAAAUUUCAAAAUGGUCAAAUUAAACAGAUAAUGAGAUACAAAAAAGUUCCAAAGCUGCCAUGGGCAGAGGUAGGCUGUGAUAUAUUUGAGUUAAAUCAGAAAUACUAUAUAGUAGUAGUGGACUCAUUAUCAAAUUUUAUUGAGGUAGUAUCGUUAAGUGAUUUGAAAAGUUCUACAGUCAUUGAGAAAUUGAAGACAAUUUUUGCUAGACAUGGCAUACCGUUGAUACUAUACACGGAUGGAGCGUUAUGCUUUGAUUCUGAACUGUUUAAACGAUUUACAAAAAAUUGGAGUUUUACCCAUAUUAUGUCUAGUCCUCAUUAUCCAAAAUCUAAUGGAUUAGCAGAAAGUGCGGUUAAAUCAAUAAAGAAACUAUUUAAAAAAGCAUUCGAUGCUGGAGAGGAUCCUUAUUUGGCUCUGUUAAAUUUAAGAAAUACGCCUCGCGAUAAAGUCCAUUCUCCUGCUUCGCUUCUAAUGGCUAGAAAAGAGACUAAGUUCAAAGUUGGAGAACCAAUAUUAUUUCAAAAAAUGCCCAAAGCAACAUGGACUCCAGGAACAGUCCAAGCAAUUGGAUCCACUCCAAGAUCAUAUGUAGUUCAAGGUGAGAAAGGAGGAGUAUAUAAUAGAAAUAACAUUCACAUAAAUUCAAGAGAAAAGUUAUCUGAUAAAAAUGAAACGGAAGUGUCAGUACAGAGAACGGGUGAUAUUGAGAAUGCAAGUAAUAACUCAGUUGGUGGAAAAGAAAAGAUCAGAUCUAAUGGGAGUAAGCAGGAAGGUUCACAUUUGUAUGGCAAGAUGCAAUUAAAAGGGGAGGUGUUGUGGAUUAGGCUCAAGGAGUACGCACAACAAGAGACGGAAUAG